AUGGACAAAGGACAGGUCUUUCGCCUGGACUACUCCAGGACAAGCUACUUACCACACCAAAGUAAUCUACUCGCCUCCCAAGUGGUCCAGCUCUCCAAAGAUAACGCAGAUUUGAACGUCAAGUUGGAUACCGUCCGUAAAAGCCACGAGAUGUUGCUAGCAGACUCAAGCGUCCAACAAUGCGAAAUCAAGAGCCUAAAGGACCAAGUCAGUGAACUCAAGCGGAAACUAUCAAAAAUGAAAAAGAACCAGGAACGAAGAGAUUACACACUUCGAGCCUUACGAGGUAGGAUGGAUGCUAUUUCAGGAGAGCUUUCUGAAGAGAAGCUUCGCUGCUCAAAAUUACUUCAGACACUUUCUGAAUACCCAGUUCAAAAUAAUACCAUGCUAGCUUCGUUCAAGGAGGAAAUUACUUCAAGACUAGAGGCCAUCCUAGUAAGGAAAUUGCAAGGUGUGAAAAUUUUCCUGAAUAAUCUAUCCACUGCCGAGGCAAGAAGCUCCUCCAGUAUUGAUUUCGAGUGA
This is a messenger RNA of Suhomyces tanzawaensis NRRL Y-17324, 522 nucleotides long. RefSeq lists its product as uncharacterized. The coding region runs from base 1 to 522 and encodes 173 amino acids. The record is from RefSeq and is a predicted model, not a curated record. The transcript has a single exon. Lineage: Eukaryota; Fungi; Ascomycota; Pichiomycetes; Serinales; Debaryomycetaceae.